Mangifera indica (mango) is the source of this 410-nucleotide messenger RNA. RefSeq names its product uridine 5'-monophosphate synthase-like. Gene Ontology annotation, biological process: 'de novo' UMP biosynthetic process; 'de novo' pyrimidine nucleobase biosynthetic process. The record is from RefSeq and is a predicted model, not a curated record. Gene Ontology annotation, molecular function: orotidine-5'-phosphate decarboxylase activity. The transcript is spliced from 2 exons. Gene Ontology annotation, cellular component: cytosol. The coding region runs from base 1 to 297 and encodes 98 amino acids. Lineage: Eukaryota; Viridiplantae; Streptophyta; Magnoliopsida; Sapindales; Anacardiaceae.
AUGAGUUCAGCUGGUAACUUGGCAACAGGAGAGUACCCAGCCGCAGCUGUGAAAAUUGCUGAGGAUCACUAUGACUUUGUCAUCGGCUUCAUCUCAGUUAAUCCAGCAUCAUGGUCAGGGGUACUGGUCAAUCCAGCAUUUAUUCAUGCAACCCCUGUAGUUCAAAUGGUUAUAUACUAUAGGGGCAGCGACAUUAUCAUUGUGGGUGGUGGAAUUAUAAAGGCAGCCGAUCCUGCAGAGGCAGCUUCUGAAUACAGACCUCAAGAAUGGGAUGCAUACUUGGCUAAGUGCUCCUAACACCAGUCUGCUCCAGCCCUAUCACAUGUCUGUAUGUUUUGGUAAUGAACAAAAGAACUGUGUUCAAUUUAUCACAUUGCUUGCGCUUUUGAGUGCAGUAUCUUCUUCGUUCA